This is a messenger RNA of Sphenostylis stenocarpa, 477 nucleotides long. NCBI's taxonomy places the organism in Eukaryota, Viridiplantae, Streptophyta, Magnoliopsida, Fabales, Fabaceae. The record is from the annotation of a GenBank genome assembly.
AUGUCCCCGUGCCAUGUGAUUCUACCCAUUGUUCUCUGGGUGUGUACAACAACACUGACCCUGGCUCAGAGCACUCCUCAAGACUUUGUUGAGGUGCACAACCAGGCUCGAGCCGAGCUUGGCGUUGGUCCAAUCUCUUGGAACCACACCCUUCAAGCCUAUGCUCAAAAGUAUGCCAAUGAGAGGAUCCCUGACUGCAACCUUGAGCACUCUAUGGGACCCUAUGGCGAGAAUCUGGCAGAAGGGUACGGCGAAAUGAAGGGUUCUGAUGCUGUCAAGUUCUGGCUCACUGAGAAGCCUUGCUAUGACUACAAAUCCAAUUCUUGUGUUCAUGAUGAGUGCGGCCAUUAUACUCAGAUUGUGUGGCGCAAUUCUGUUCAUCUAGGGUGUGCCAGAGCCAAGUGUAACAAUGGUUGGAUGUUUGUCAUUUGCAGCUAUUCUCCACCAGGGAACAUCGAAGGAGAACGACCUUAUUGA